UAAACAUUUUCUUUAUGUUUUAAAAUGAAAUUACUAAAAAUAUUUAUAUUUUCAGGUUGUUAUUUAUUAUCCUUUUAAGCAUGCUAAGCAUUAAUCUAUCAGAAAACUACAGGAGUCAUUCAAGAAUAAUGAUGCGACGGAUGAUUGGAGGCACUCCUGCUACAAAGGGUGAAGUACCAUUUAUAAUGGCUAUUUUCCGUAGAGGAUACUUUAAAGGAUCAUUUUCAUUGAUUACUACCAAAACAGCAGUUGGAGCUGCCCACGUCAUACAUCAGAUGCCAAAUGUAUUUACCACCCUUUGCCACGGUGUGCCCCGGAACAGCAAGAUGGCGCAAACAUCUCAUAUUCUUGCUAAUCAGCAUCGUGCUUCGCAUUGGGCUUGUGAGCUGGCGAUUUUAACGACGAUAAAAGAACAUGAACUUCAGAAUAAUUUCAUUGGUCGUACAUACAUACAAGAAAGAAAUCUCCCGUACACAAAGUGUUUAGCCGGCAGAAAAGAGAGUACGGGAAACGGAAGGAAAGAAGGAGGGAGCGAGGACUCGAGACAAGUUCAUUGGUCACAGACAUUUACGGAGCAGUUGGAGCCCAUCGUAAGUACACCAACAUUAUAUCCAGUAGCAGUAGCUGAUAGAAACCAAACAUAUAUUUCAGGACACGCCACCUUAGCAGGUUGGGGAAGGAUAGGAGAAAACUUAGCUUGCGAUGAUCUUCAAACAGCAGUUGUAACGCUUACAGAUCCAUCGCCAUGGCUGAAACGUUUUCAAUUUCCUUUAAAAGGAACUGAUAUCAUUUCGAGGGAUUCGGGAAUUAUAGCAAUGGAAGGUGAUUCCGGUUCUCCUUUGACACGCAAGGAUCAAUUUGGAAGGCAAAUUCUGAUUGGUGUAGUCAGCGCAAGGGACCAAUCUACGCGUGUCAUAGUUUACAUGUCGACUAGUUUUUAUUGCGAUUUUAUCAAAGAUAAUAGUGAGGGUGAAGUGACAUUUCUGUGAAUCGCAGAAUAAUUUAGUUGUGUUUUCAGUAUAACUUUUUUUCGAAAUGUUAUUUUAUGUAUUCACCAUAGGAACAGACUUUGACAUUAUUUUUCAAUCAAUAAUCAAUCACAUUCAGAAUUAAGUGCGCUUAGACUAAAUUAAUUCUUGAAAUAAAUUUAUAAUUAUUAUCAUACACAAGAAGUAUCAAAGAUAGCAGUUAUAUAUUUACAAUAGAACAAAGCGAACUCGUCAGUAGGGGAAUGGAUAAAACCGCUGAAUGCAGGUCGCCGCAAGCUGGCCACAUGAAGUUUUUCGUGUUGCCUUCCUAAAUUGUCGGUCAGUUUCCAUGGAAAGUUCUCCCAGGCAUCCCUCAUUAACUGUAAUUCGAUUAACAACUUUAUUCCUCGAUACUGUAGUUCGAUUAACAACUUCAUUCCGUUACCUUAUCCUGUUAAACUAAGCAAUCAAAAGAAAAGUAAAAAAUAAAAAUAGAAGAUUCAAAGUGUACUUUCUGUAUAAUAAGUCUUAAGCUUUAUGUAAAUUGUAUUUGGCGACCCCGAAAAAUUUUCUCGCGAUCCCCAGCGGGGUCGUGACCCGCGGUUCGCGCAGCACAUGUUUAAUUAAUGUACUUACCCAUUGGUGGGCUACACAACU
Molecule: messenger RNA, 1625 nt
Organism: Centruroides sculpturatus (bark scorpion)
Lineage: Eukaryota; Metazoa; Arthropoda; Arachnida; Scorpiones; Buthidae
Exons: 9
Coding region: 81-989 (302 amino acids)
Biological process (GO): proteolysis
Molecular function (GO): serine-type endopeptidase activity
Source: RefSeq, a predicted model, not a curated record